AUGUCCAUCGGGCACUUUUCAGAAUGGCGCAAGCUUCCAGUAAGCCUUACCGAACUUUGCAUUAAUACGACUCUUCGCUGCGGCCAAACAUUUAGAUGGAGAAAAUCAGCAGAAGACGAAUGGAGCUGCGUGUUACAUGGCCGGAUUGUCUCCUUGCGUCAAGAUGCGGAUCAUCUACACUAUAGAUCCCUGUUCCCCAGAGCCAGAGGAAAUCUUGCAACGGGCCAAAAGACCAAUGAUGACACGGAAGCAUUGAUUCGUCAUUAUUUUAACUUGGAGCCGAAUCUCUCUGGCUUGUAUGAGCAGUGGGCAGAAGCUGAUAAGAACUUCAAAAAGAAGGCUUUGCAAUUUACUGGGAUUCGAAUCCUACGACAGGAUGCAUGGGAGGCUCUAGUGUCAUUUAUCUGCAGCAGCAACAACAACAUAGCUCGCAUCUCGCAAAUGGUGGAAAAGUUAUGCACCAAUUAUGGUCCAUUAAUUGGCCACAUUGAUAAACAACCGUAUCACGGCUUCCCACCUCCUUCAGCGUUGAUUGGCCAGGGAGUUGAGGCUCGUCUCAGAGAACUUGGAUUCGGAUACCGCGCAAAAUGCAUCUACAAAACUGCUGUUAUGGUCGCGAACGAACGCGAGAAAGGAUGGCUGAACUCGCUGAGAAAUCCUGAACGUCCUGCAUUUGGAGAAAAGCCGAAUUUAGCGUGUAAGAUGGAGGCACAAGGAAAAACUGGAUAUCGAGAAGCGCACGAAAACUUACUGGAGCUUCAAGGGGUCGGUCCGAAGGUGGCUGACUGCGUAUGCCUGAUGGGCUUGGGUUGGGGUGAAGCUGUACCUGUUGAUACUCACGUCUGGCAAAUCGCCCAACGUGACUACAAAUUUGGCAAGGGUAAACAAAAGAGCCUUACCAAAGCAACAUACGAUGCCGUUGGUGAUCACUUUCGAAAACUCUGGGGCAAAGAAGCCGGCUGGGCUCAUAGCGUUCUAUUUACCGCCGAUCUAAAGGUCUUCUCUGAUCGCUUAACAGAAACGGCUCAAACUGACAAAGCGAUGAGAAGUUUGUCCAAUGGAAACAUCAAGGAAGAAAUAAAGCUGAAAACAGAGACCCGAGUCUCCGUGAAGAGAGAGUUAGCUGAUGAUUCGACAUCUCAACCCAUUUCCACGGCAGAAAUAGUAGCCAAGGAGCGCGCCACAAAACGACGCAAAACUCGCCGCGGCUGAUGCUAGCAAUUAAUAUAAAUCGUUUUCUUUCGAACCAAAUGGUUUUACUGAUGGAUCACGCCGCGGCAUGUAUCAGUCAUACAGAGAGAAUUCCAGUGCUGCAUCUCAGCCCAAGAAACGCUGGUUUGGAUGCACGAGAGAUACGAUGGAUUCAAAUCCGAGCUACCAUUCUUUACACAGGAGCCGCUUUGAACAUCUUCUUUGGGAAAGUCUUUGCUGAACGAUCGAGGGACGACUCAUGGCCUGAUUGUUGAUUACGCGAAGUCCGUGGACACAGAGCCCUUCCAACUUGAAGUUUCCCCGAACUUCGAUUUAUUUGUUUUAAGUCUCUAUCAAAUGCAAUCGAACAUUGUCUGGCGUGAGUCUAGCUCGGCGAGUUCCUUGGAGAGACCGUGUUGGAAAUAAAAGCUCUCCGUGGCAUAUUUUGGCACACUACCUUGUAAGGAGCUUUUGAAGCUUGAUUACAAGAUCUUAGCUUGUUAUCAAAUUCUCUUUAUGGCUACUGUUCCCUAUUUUAACAAAACCUUGCCGA
Coccidioides posadasii C735 delta SOWgp is the source of this 1744-nucleotide messenger RNA. RefSeq names its product 8-oxoguanine glycosylase ogg1 (gene OGG1). Gene Ontology annotation, biological process: base-excision repair, AP site formation; base-excision repair; nucleotide-excision repair. Gene Ontology annotation, molecular function: 8-oxo-7,8-dihydroguanine DNA N-glycosylase activity; damaged DNA binding. NCBI's taxonomy places the organism in Eukaryota, Fungi, Ascomycota, Eurotiomycetes, Onygenales, Onygenaceae. Gene Ontology annotation, cellular component: nucleus. The record is from RefSeq and is a predicted model, not a curated record.